UAGUACCAGGAUCUUAGAGUAUAAGACAGUCUGGCUUAGGGCAGUGCCAGGCUACCUGUACGCAGCAUUACUCCUAGGUUACGACAACUGUCAUGGCUGUGUGGCAGCGGAUAUUCUCCAGGCUGGCGAGGAAGAGGUUAUCUGGGUGCGUACAAGGCUUUUCCCCACCUGGGCUGCUGCCAGCGUGCAGGAGAUUUUCUGCGUUCCUUCCGCAGUCACCUCCGAACUUUGGACUAUUGUUCGACAUAGAUGGCGUUUUGGUAAGGGGCAGGAAUCCCAUUCCCGGGGCGGCUGAAGCUUUUGGGAAGCUGCUGGACAGAAGUGGGCAGCUGGCAGUGCCCGUCGUGUUUGUAACCAACGCCGGGAAUUGUCUGCGCCAGGAGAGAGCGGCCGAAUUAAGUAAACUGCUCGGGUUCCAGGUCUCCGACGACCAGGUCAUCCUGUCUCACAGCCCCCUGCGCAUAUUCCACCAGUUUCACAGCAAGUGCGUCCUGGUGACUGGUCAGGGUCUUGUGGAAGAGAUUUCCUCGGACCUGGGGUUCAAGAACGUGGUUACGAUUGACGAUCUGAGAAAGGCGUAUCCUUUGCUAGACACGGUGGAUGAGAGUCGGAGGCCUAGUAAUCCGGUUUCCACCAGCUUGGACUUUCCUGCCAUAGAAGCCAUCGUCCUGUUGGGGGAGCCAGUGCGUUGGGAGACUAGUCUGCAGCUGAUUCUUGAUGUAUUGCUGAGUGCAGGACGGCCAGUAGAGUGGCAGGCUCGGGUACCAAGACCACAAAUCCCAAUUUUAGCCUGUAAUAUGGAUCUCCUCUGGAUGGCUGAAGCGAAGAUGCCCAGGUUCGGUCACGGCACAUUUCUGGUUUGCUUGGAAACUUUGUACCAUAAACUGACCGGGCAGGAGUUGCGGUACGAGGCCCUGAUUGGGAAGCCCAGCACGGUAACCUACAGCUUUGCUGAGCAGCUAUUACUGCGCCAGGCGAGGGAACGAGGCUGGAAAUGCCCCGUCCGGACGCUCUAUGCCAUUGGGGAUAAUCCCAUGGCCGACGUCUACGGCGCCAAUCUGUACAAUCGCUAUCUACAGAGCCGACGGGGGGAUUCUCCUCGGCCGCAGAGCUGUGAAUCCAUCCUGGUGUGCACAGGUGUGUACGGCAGUCAGGGCGAGGUGCCCACUGACCCACACGAGAGCGUAACGCAGACCGUCUUUCACGGGCACCGAGACUUCAAACUUGACACCAGUCUGGUGGAGGCGUCCCAUGUGGUCCGGGACGUGGGGGAAGCGGUGGACCUGGUGCUGAAGAAGGAGGGCGGGAUGGCCGAUGAUGUCACAACUCCCGGUGUCGGGAAAUGAGUGUCGCGGUGCAUUGCAGAGCAUGGACGCUUCCACGUAACGCAAAUCGAGGGAGGGAAUUAAUUAUCAUAACAUCUCUCAGGAAUAUAGCCAUGUAAAAAAAAAAGAAUCUGAAUUUACAAUGUUUUUUACAGUUGGACGAAGUCUUAUACAGUAUUUAUUAUUUUAGAGUGUGGAAUGUGGCUUUAUAAAGUGUUUGAGUUCCUUGCUGUUCGAGUGCGGAAGCUAUAUUCAUGAGAAUGAGGCCCGCCCAUUAACCAGGAAGCAUUAGGGGUCGUUUAUAAAACGCACAAAGUGUGGUAGCUCAAUGCCACUAUUUUGUCGCAAGGGCGCCUUUUUAUUGAAACGUAAUUGUUAAUCUUAAUUCUCGCACAGGAAUAGGCGCACUCAUGGCCCCAAUUCACAUGGUAUAGGAUUUACUGGGCACUAAGUGACAAUUAAUGUGACACCAAUAACACCCCAGCAGCGCAGGUGAGGGGCUGUCUGCCCUGAGCGCACUUUACUGGCAUAAAUAUAAUCUACGCGUGAAAACUGGUGCAUCCAAUUAGAAGUAUGUUUAUAUUUUCUAAUCCUUAAAAUGACAGCUGGAAUCUGAUUGGCUGCUGUCACAAGCAAAACCUUUCUACUGGGUACUCGUUUUCAUUCAUUUCCACAAGUGUGCGGGAAACGGUUUUAUUUUCUUGUUUUUGGGGGGGGAAAUAAAACAGCUUUUAUUAUUAUAUGUUAAUAAUAAAAAAUAAUUUGGAUUAUUUUUUUUAA
Messenger RNA from Pseudophryne corroboree (corroboree frog), 2105 nucleotides. RefSeq names its product haloacid dehalogenase like hydrolase domain containing 5 (gene HDHD5). The coding region runs from base 93 to 1346 and encodes 417 amino acids. Gene Ontology annotation, cellular component: mitochondrion. The record is from RefSeq and is a predicted model, not a curated record. The transcript has 8 exons. Lineage: Eukaryota; Metazoa; Chordata; Amphibia; Anura; Myobatrachidae. Gene Ontology annotation, biological process: glycerophospholipid biosynthetic process.